Molecule: messenger RNA, 2694 nt
Organism: Brassica oleracea var. oleracea
Lineage: Eukaryota; Viridiplantae; Streptophyta; Magnoliopsida; Brassicales; Brassicaceae
Product: cell division control protein 48 homolog E
Exons: 4
Coding region: 85-2517 (810 amino acids)
Biological process (GO): autophagosome maturation; retrograde protein transport, ER to cytosol; mitotic spindle disassembly
Cellular component (GO): VCP-NPL4-UFD1 AAA ATPase complex; cytosol; nucleus
Molecular function (GO): ATP hydrolysis activity; ATP binding; polyubiquitin modification-dependent protein binding
Source: RefSeq, a predicted model, not a curated record
GCUAAGCUUCUGAUCGAUCUCUCUAGAAACAAAAGCUCGCUACUUUCUGCCAAAACUCUCUGCUCAAUUUCAGCAAUCAUCAUCAUGUCAAGCAAACCUGAAUCUUCCGACUCGAAAUCGAAGAAGGACUUCAGCACAGCUAUCCUCGAGAGGAAGAAGUCUCCAAACCGACUUGUUGUCGACGAAGCCAUCAACGAUGACAACUCCGUCGUCUCUCUCCACCCCAACGCCAUGGAGAAGCUCCAACUCUUCCGUGGCGAUACAAUUCUCAUCAAGGGUAAGAAGAGGAAGGACACUAUAUGCAUCGCCCUUGCUGAUGACUCCUGCGAGGAGCCUAAGAUCAGAAUGAACAAGGUCGUGAGGUCCAACUUGAGGGUCAGACUCGGAGACGUCGUCUCCAUUCACCAAUGCCCUGACGUCAAAUACGGAACACGUGUCCACAUCUUGCCCGUUGAUGACACCGUCGAAGGAGUCACCGGAAACCUCUUCGACGCUUACCUCAAACCUUACUUCUUGGAGGCGUACCGUCCGGUGAGGAAGGGCGAUCUCUUCCUAGUCCGAGGAGGGAUGAGGAGCGUGGAGUUCAAAGUCAUCGAAACCGAUCCAGCAGAGUACUGUGUAGUCGCUCCAGACACUGAGAUAUUCUGCGAGGGCGAACCAAUCAAGAGGGAGGACGAGGAGAGGCUAGACGAAGUCGGUUACGACGACGUUGGCGGCGUCAGGAAACAGAUGGCUCAGAUAAGAGAGCUCGUUGAGCUUCCUUUAAGGCAUCCGCAGCUCUUCAAGUCGAUCGGCGUGAAGCCACCGAAAGGGAUCCUCCUCUACGGACCUCCUGGUUCAGGAAAGACUCUCAUCGCUCGCGCAGUGGCUAACGAAACGGGAGCGUUCUUCUUUUGUAUUAAUGGGCCUGAGAUCAUGUCCAAGAUGGCGGGCGAGAGCGAGAGUAAUCUGAGGAAGGCGUUUGAGGAGGCGGAGAAGAACGCUCCUUCGAUUAUAUUCAUCGAUGAGAUUGACUCCAUUGCGCCUAAGAGGGACAAGACUAACGGUGAGGUUGAACGGAGGAUCGUCUCUCAGUUGCUUACCCUUAUGGAUGGACUGAAGUCACGUGCGCAUGUUAUCGUCAUGGGAGCUACCAACCGUCCUAAUAGUAUUGAUCCGGCGUUGAGGAGGUUUGGGAGGUUCGACAGGGAGAUUGACAUCGGUGUUCCUGAUGAGAUUGGGCGUCUUGAGGUUCUUAGGAUCCACACCAAGAACAUGAAGCUAGCUGAAGAUGUUGAUCUUGAAAGAAUCUCCAAGGACACGCACGGAUACGUCGGCUCUGAUCUUGCGGCUCUGUGCACUGAAGCUGCUCUUCAGUGUAUCAGAGAGAAGAUGGAUGUGAUUGACUUGGAGGAUGAGUCUAUCGACGCGGAGAUUCUCAACUCCAUGGCGGUGUCUAAUGAACACUUCCACACCGCUCUUGGGAACAGCAACCCGUCUGCACUCCGUGAAACCGUCGUGGAGGUUCCAAACGUCUCCUGGGAGGAUAUUGGAGGGCUUGAGAAUGUUAAGAGAGAGCUGCAGGAGACUGUUCAGUACCCUGUGGAGCAUCCAGAGAAGUUUGAGAAGUUUGGGAUGUCUCCAUCGAAGGGAGUGCUCUUCUACGGUCCACCUGGAUGUGGGAAAACGCUCUUAGCGAAAGCCAUAGCGAACGAGUGUCAAGCGAACUUCAUCAGCGUCAAGGGACCUGAGCUUCUCACCAUGUGGUUUGGAGAGAGUGAAGCCAACGUCCGUGAGAUCUUCGACAAGGCGCGUCAGUCCGCUCCUUGCGUUCUCUUCUUCGACGAGCUGGACUCCAUCGCUACUCAGAGAGGAAGCAGCGUGGGGGACGCGGGAGGCGCGGCGGAUAGAGUUUUGAACCAGCUUUUGACGGAGAUGGAUGGGAUGAACGCCAAGAAGACUGUCUUCAUCAUUGGAGCGACGAACAGACCUGACAUUAUAGAUCCGGCUCUUCUCCGACCGGGAAGAUUGGACCAGCUCAUCUACAUUCCUCUCCCCGAUGAGGAUUCGCGUCUCAGCAUCUUCAAGGCGUGUUUGAGGAAGUCUCCCGUUGCUAAAGACGUUGACGUGAGGGCCCUCGCUAAGUACACUCAGGGGUUCAGCGGCGCUGACAUCACUGAGAUUUGCCAGAGGGCGUGCAAGUACGCUAUUAGAGAGAACAUCGAGAAGGAUAUCGAGAGGGAGCGUAGGAGGGGGGAGAAUCCGGAGGCUAUGGAGGAAGAUUUGGUGGAUGAUGAGGUGGCGGAGAUUAGAGCUGCUCAUUUCGAGGAGUCGAUGAAGUAUGCGAGGAGGAGUGUGAGUGAUGCUGAUAUUCGCAAGUACCAGGCUUUUGCUCAGACGCUGCAGCAGUCGAGAGGGAUUGGGAGUGAGUUCAGGUUUGAUCCAACCGCGGCUGCUGGACGUACUACUGGUGGUGCAGCUGCUGAUCCCUUUGCUACUUCAGGGGCUGCUGCAGAUGAUGAUGAUCUCUACAGUUAAGAUUAUGGUUCCUCAAUGUAGUUGUUUUUUUUCUUUCUAAGUUUAAAAGUUGCGUACUGAAUGAGUGAUGUCGAGAGUGAUACAGAGAACACUCCUUCGGGCUUGUUAUGUGAUAUUAUUGCGAUGUUAUUUCUCUUUCACGAUACUUUUUUUUUAUCAGCUUAUUUUGCUUCUCAA